AUGGCGUCGAUUGUUUUUUCUCACGUCAAAAGGAUUGAUCAUUUCCAUUUACUCCCCUCCCACGAUCUCCAAUUCGAUAUGUCGACAUUUUCUCAGAACGAUGUAGAUCCCCUUCCAGCCGUGUUCCUCCGUUUCUGGGAGGCGAGGAAUGUGAAACGCGGCGGUGAGCGUGUUUGGUUGACUUGCUUCUGGUUGAUGUUAAUAGGAUUUGUUCAAGAGAGAGUAUGUGAGGCUGGUGUGAUGUUAUCUGAGGGAAAAGAAGACAGUGACGAUGAGGAUGAUAAUGAUGUGUUAUUGACAUGGGAUAAGAACGAGGAAGUUUGA
Molecule: messenger RNA, 324 nt
Organism: Eruca vesicaria subsp. sativa (arugula)
Lineage: Eukaryota; Viridiplantae; Streptophyta; Magnoliopsida; Brassicales; Brassicaceae
Source: the annotation of a GenBank genome assembly